GCAGCAACCCAGUUAUAUUGUUACACGUGUCAUGUACGAGCCGUUACCUACAGAUGGAUGGUUCCACUUAUAGAUACACCUUCUAUUAGUAAUCCGUAAAACCUAGAAAUCGAAAGAAGCAGAUCUAGAUCCAUUUUUCUUUUCAUCCAGGAGAGCGUCUUCAUAAACGCCUCCGAUUCUUCUUCGUCUUCCCCGCGAAUCUAGCUUUUAGAUCUUUCUUCUCCGAAUCGAAAAUGAGGGAGUGCAUCUCGAUCCACAUUGGUCAGGCUGGUAUUCAGGUCGGAAAUGCCUGUUGGGAGCUUUACUGCCUUGAACAUGGCAUUCAGCCGGAUGGACAGAUGCCGUCUGAUAAAACAGUUGGCGGAGGCGACGAUGCUUUCAACACCUUCUUCAGUGAAACCGGUGCAGGAAAGCACGUCCCACGUGCUGUGUUUGUCGACCUUGAGCCCACUGUGAUCGAUGAGGAAAUUGUUGAUCUGUGCUUGGACCGUAUCAGAAAGCUCGCUGAUAACUGUACUGGUCUCCAAGGAUUCCUCGUCUUCAACGCUGUUGGUGGAGGCACUGGAUCUGGUCUUGGAUCUCUUCUCCUUGAGCGACUCUCUGUCGACUAUGGGAAAAAGUCCAAGCUUGGUUUCACAGUUUACCCAUCUCCACAGGUCUCUACGUCUGUUGUUGAGCCUUACAACAGUGUCCUCUCCACCCACUCGCUCUUGGAGCACACCGAUGUCUCUAUCCUCCUCGACAAUGAAGCUAUCUACGACAUCUGCAGACGCUCCCUAAGCAUUGAGAGGCCCACCUACACCAACCUCAACCGUCUCGUCUCUCAGGUGAUCUCAUCCUUGACUGCUUCGUUGAGGUUCGAUGGUGCUUUGAACGUUGACGUCACUGAGUUCCAGACCAACUUGGUCCCAUACCCAAGAAUCCACUUCAUGCUUUCGUCCUACGCACCAGUCAUCUCGGCCGAGAAAGCCUUCCACGAGCAGCUCUCAGUCGCUGAGAUCACAAACAGUGCCUUCGAGCCAGCUUCCAUGAUGGCUAAGUGCGACCCGCGUCACGGGAAGUACAUGGCUUGCUGUUUGAUGUACCGUGGUGAUGUCGUCCCUAAAGACGUCAACGCAGCUGUGGGAACCAUCAAGACGAAGCGCACGAUCCAGUUUGUGGACUGGUGUCCCACUGGAUUCAAGUGCGGUAUCAACUACCAGCCCCCAACUGUGGUGCCAGGAGGUGAUCUUGCCAAAGUGCAGAGAGCUGUUUGUAUGAUCUCAAACUCCACAAGUGUCGCUGAGGUCUUCUCGAGGAUUGACCACAAGUUCGAUCUCAUGUACGCAAAACGUGCUUUCGUCCACUGGUAUGUUGGUGAGGGUAUGGAGGAAGGAGAGUUCUCUGAAGCUCGUGAGGAUCUUGCUGCGUUGGAGAAGGAUUAUGAAGAGGUUGGUGCUGAAGGUGGUGACGAUGAGGAUGACGAAGGCGAGGAGUACUAAAAAGAUGGUUUGUUUCUGAGUACUUGUGUCGUUGUGUGGGUGUUCUUAUUAUCUUUUGUGUUUCCGUGUUGGAGAAGGGCUCGAAACAUCCUUGUAACGAGUCUUACUUUGCGUGUUAGUUUGCAAAACUUGUGGCUAGUAGCCAUUUGAUUUUCUAUAUCUACCCCGUUUGUGUCAAUUCGUGCCUCUUGUUUAAUAUCUUGCAACUAUUUCAUUUAACCUCAACAAUUAAGUCCAGGUCGUGUCUCAUUGGAUAACAAAUAGUACCUUGUUACUCACAGCUCAUCAGAUAAUGUGCUAGCAUUUACCUUUUGUAAUAAUUAAAUUCCUCGACUUUGUUUUUAUUCAGUGCACCUUCUUUGGUUUCCAAUAUAAAAAAAUAGAAAAUUCUCACU
This is a messenger RNA of Thlaspi arvense, 1876 nucleotides long. Lineage: Eukaryota; Viridiplantae; Streptophyta; Magnoliopsida; Brassicales; Brassicaceae. The record is from the annotation of a GenBank genome assembly.